AUGGGCUUGAUAGAGAACCAUUCGAUGCACAUAGAACUACCUCCAUUGCCCAAGGAUGGCUCCCCUGGAGAAGAAAGUUCAGGGAUACCGCUGGAUCAAUUAAGCAGGAAGAAAUUAAAGACAAUCAUACAUCUUAUAACAGCUGAGUUGAAAAGUAGAGGGACAAAAACGCCUCAUAUAUUCCUACCGUAUAGGUCUAAGAUCGAUGAUGGCAAGCUUGAACAGUUUUUGGAAACAUUAUUUCCGAAUGGUGAGUUAAUUAAAACAGAUGAUGAUGGUCACAUAUUACUACUUUUAAGCAGAUUCGAUGAAUUUACUUUGAUUUGUGGAAUGAAAUACUUAUGGUGCCGUCUACCUAAUAAUGAGAUAAUAGGUUGGGAUGUCUAUUUGGAAUUUAGGCGCAGAGAAAAGGAAGCUGGUUAUCCAAAGUCUGCUUUUCUAAGCAUCAUGCCCAAAUGUUUGUCCUCUCCAGCACAUGCCUCCAUAGUGUAUGAUUUUUUGGAUUUAUUAAUAAGUAUUGCUUCAAAUUCACAAUACAACUAUUUGAGUGGGAGGAAAAUAUCGAAGAUGGCUAGUCUAUGGGCUUUUAAUGAAAAAGGAAAGAGACACCAUAAUGCAUUUUUUGACGCUACUUUAUCUGGAGAAAACAAUUUCAUAACUGGAUUAGAAAAUUGGAAGUCAUCCACUACCGCAUUAUUUCACUUAUUGCUUUCGUUUUUAAGAGCCGUUUUACCUGACAAUGAAAGGGAGACGUUGAGAUUACCUAGGACUCUUCAAUCUUUAUUGAUAUCAAACUCUUAUCCACCGGCAGACGAUACAGAUUCUUUGAAAUCAAUGAUAACUAUACCAUGUGUGGUUGUUAAAUCAACGAGAGUAUCCUCUAAUGGAUAUGAGCUUUUGAGCAAAAUCAGACAUACGUUGUCUUUCGAUAAAAAGGAUUCUUUCACAUCGAUUGAAAAUUAUACUAUUUUAAAGAAUAUAUUUCAAAAAGAGUCCACAAAAGCCAUUGUUGAAACUUUUACUGAUGAGUCUAAAAGAGUUUUAAACAGAUUAACAGUAGAUCCCAUACCAUCUAAUUAUGGUCUUCAUCCAGGUUGGGCAGUUGACGAAAGUAUUUUCGAUCAAAAUAUACCUUUGUAUUCAGAAAUCCAAAUUUUAGAUGUAACACUACAAGAUUAUUACAUAUGGACGUGGCUAUCGUCAUUAGCUUCCGACCAGACACCUCAAAUAAAGAGAUUGUUUGGUAGAAGUUUAGUUGUUGAAGCUGGUUUGAGAGGGUUUCAAAAAUGGCUAGUGGUCACUGAAGAAACAAUGAGCACGGAGGACUAUUUGAAGAAGUUCAAAAUGCACACCAGCAUCAACCCUUCCUCGGGCGAUGCUUCAGAUGGUAGGAAGAUUUCAGGAGGUCGAAAAGACAAGGUAGCAUCUUUACCUCCUCCACCACUACCUGAAAAGGAAUCUAAUUUAUUACCCAAGAUGAAGUUCGAUGAAGGUGAUUAUAAAUUAGAUGUAAGUCUAGGAGACAACGAAAGUGACUAUAUAUUUCCGAGCUUUGUCAAUGACGGUGAACUUAAUGAUUAUAAAAAAUAUUUGGAUUCAAUGAAUACCUUGGAUUCAUUUGACGAAGAUGGAUAUUCUAAAACAUUCAACGAGAUGUCUGCUACAAGUAAGCCUGCUUCAACUACUCUGAAGACUCUCGCCCACCGACCUCCACCACCGCCAAUUGAAUAUCUGCACUCAAGUCAUACUCAUUCUUCUGAGCUCCCUCCUCCUCCUCCUCCUGAGAAGCCUGAGAAUGGUUUCCUGCCUGCAAAUUCAAAUCUCGAUGCUCUCCGAUCAGAUGAAGGUCAGAAUAUGAGGUCAUCUCAACCAGCAGUCCCUACUAAUAACGCUAGCCCCUCUCCGGUUCUGUAUGAAUAUGCUAAAUCUCCCAUAUAUAAACUGCAAUCUCCCCAAUUCGAGAGCCCCAUUCAUGUGUCAGAGUCUUCUACUCUGGUCAAUCCAAGCUAUACCGUGCAAUCUGGAACACCAGUUCGUUACUAUGACUCAAGUGCUCUUAGUCCAAUGGUCAUUGGAGAGAGGCAACAGAAAACUACAGAAGGGGAAGCUUUGAAGCGAACUUCUUACUUUGACAGGGUAAAAACUGCCUCGCCUGAUCGUCUGCCUAUGUCUAUCAAUCUGCAGCAGUACAUGACCCCAACGAAUCUGUCGAUGCAGUUCGGCAGCCAAGUUUUCAACAAUUCUCAGACAGUUUCACCGGAGCUUACUGACCUGGAACUAACUAAACGGGAGGGACAUAUAUCUAAGGAUAAUUAUCAAAAUGUAUUUGAUCAGAAUUCGAUUGAGGGGCCGCUUCGGUCACCCCUUGUAUCUAGCAAUGCGAAAAACGAUAUUAACUCUCCAACAAUUUCAUCAUUAGAACACAACAAUCAUAUACCAUACUCCCCCAUAGCAGAUGUGUCUGUUCAAAAAAAUACAGUCAAGCCAGCAGCAGACCAGAAAAAGAAAAAGAAAGACCGUAAAAAGAAAAAAGAAGAGGAAGUAGAGGAAUUAAUGAUAGAGAAAUCUGCUGGAUUCCUUCCUCCAGGCCCACCUCCCCCAGGGUCUCCUCCACCCGAAUUGGCCGAAGCUUUUGCUGCCGGAGUUUCAUUAGAAGAUCUCAAUCAAUUUUCUAGUCCAGGGCUGUCACCGAAGAAAGAAAAGAAGAAAAAAAAGAGAACUAAAAAGAAAAUUGAUGUCGAACAACAGGAAGAUGCCUUGCCGAUCCCUCAAUACUACAUUCAAGAUCCACUGUCAUUGGAUGCUGCAGAGGAUCAUUUCAAGGAAAUUGGAAGUGAAAGACAUGAUACAAAGUCACUGUUUGUCGAAGAAUCUGAACCUGCAUUAAUAGAAUCUUAUUCCCAGUCUGCAAAAAGACACUCACCAAAGCCAAGUGCAAAAAUACCAAAACGGCUAGUACCUAAUAUCACUCAAGAUAUGAGAUAUCUGCUUGAUUCUGAUAAUAAAGGAAGUACUCGGAAACUUGAAAAUGGGGCAACACAUGAUUUCAAACAGCCCAAGUCUCCAAGACGCCUGAAUGAUCACAACAACAGGGCCGCAAACAGACCAAAUAAACAAAUCCAAAGUCCAUUAUCAGGGAAAUCGGACCCUGAAGAUUUAAAUCGUGAAUCAGACCAUGAUGAGACCCACAAAUAUAAAGAAGUGCCACCAAUUCCUUUGAUAAUUCAAAGCUUGCUGGGCCGGACUUCUCCAACGGUCGAAUUAAAGAAAGGAGCACGGCAAGUUAAAGGAAUGGCUGUUCGUAACCAACCCCAUAUGAAAAAAAGUAGCUUUAAUGAAGAAGUUGCCAAUGCUAAUAUUUCAGAGGGAUACAGUCCCUCUAAUUCUCAUCCUUCCUCAAAUUACGCAGCAGGCCAGACCCAGAGCAGAACCAAUGAACCUCAAAUAUUACCAGAGCCUACUUCUUCUCUGCAGAUAGCUUAUGAACCAAGCAGUGAUGACCCAGGAAUUGAGCAACGGCAUCAGAGUCCUUCCUCAAAUGGACAUGAGAUUCAGUCCCACCAACUGACCCCGCGUGAACAAAUGUAUCUGCCCUCACCUCAACAAAAUAUUCAUCAUUUCCCUCUGGGGCAACAUCAACAGCCUAAUCCAUAUCAGCAACCUACAUCAUACCACAAAUCUAAUUCUUAUCAACUGCCUAUGAUGUAUCAACAGCCGAUUAUGUACCAACAACCAAUAAUGCACCAACAUCCUAUGAUGCACCAACAUCCAAUGAUGCACCAACAGCCAAUGAUGCACCAACAACCAAUGAUGCACCAACAGCCAAUGAUGCACCAACAACCAAUGAUGCACCAACAUCCAAUGAUGCAUCAACAACCCAUGAUGAGCCAACAACCCAUGAUGAACCAACAAUCCAUGAUGAACCAACAACCCAUGAUGCAACCGCAAUCAAUGAUGCGCCAACCAUAUUUAUCCCCUCCACCUCAAUCAACUUCGUCAGGUUCCCCGAGUGGCAGUGAUGUUUCAAUUAGAAAACAUAAUAAACCUACCACAAGUGAUUUGACGGUAAUGAAUAUUCCUUCAGCAGGAAAGUUCAACAAGAAUACAAAGGUAAAUAAGGCAUCGCUAAGAGCUGCAUUCAAUCAAGGUAGUUUCGGCAUCUAA
Messenger RNA from Priceomyces carsonii, 4164 nucleotides. It is a transcript of the gene MSB1, whose product is annotated as Msb1p. The transcript has a single exon. The record is from RefSeq and is a predicted model, not a curated record. Gene Ontology annotation, cellular component: cellular bud tip; cellular bud neck. Lineage: Eukaryota; Fungi; Ascomycota; Pichiomycetes; Serinales; Debaryomycetaceae. Bases 1 to 4164 code for a protein of 1387 amino acids.